CGUGGAGCGCGCCGAGGUGCCGGCCUGGGACCGGACGCCGGUCGGCGCGCAGGCUCAGGUCGCUGCUGCUUGGAACUUGCGGAGCGGUUCUGUCGCCACUGCCUCGGCCUCAGGUUCGGGUGCGUCCGGCCGGGUGCGACAGUCUCGGGUGGGAGCAGGCGGAGGUGCGGCGCGGCCCGGGGCCGCAGCCCUCGCAGGCGGCCGCCGCCAGCCGCGCCUUCGCAGCGAACUCCAUGCAUCCGGAGCCUGCCCCGCCCCCGAGCAGCAGCAAUCCCGAGCUUCCCUUGAGCGGCGGCAGCAGCACCAGCGGCAGCCGCCGGAGCCGCCGCCGCAGCGGGGACGGGGAGCCCUCGGGGGCCCCACCGCUGCCGCCACCGCCCGCCGUCAGCUACCCGGACUGGAUCGGCCAGAGUUACUCCGAGGUGAUGAGCCUCAACGAGCACUCGAUGCAGGCGCUGUCCUGGCGCAAGCUCUACUUAAGCCGCGCCAAGCUCAAAGCCUCCAGCCGGACCUCGGCUCUGCUCUCCGGCUUCGCCAUGGUGGCGAUGGUAGAAGUCCAGCUGGAUACGGACCACGACUAUCCUCCGGGGCUGCUCAUCGUCUUCAGCGCCUGUACCACGGUGCUGGUGGCCGUGCACCUCUUUGCACUCAUGAUCAGUACCUGUAUCCUCCCCAACAUCGAGGCAGUGAGUAACGUGCACAACCUCAACUCGGUCAAAGAGUCCCCCCACGAGCGCAUGCAUCGCCACAUCGAGCUGGCCUGGGCCUUCUCCACCGUCAUCGGGACGUUGCUCUUCCUGGCCGAGGUGGUGCUGCUCUGCUGGGUCAAGUUCUUACCCCUCAAGAGACACUCAGGUCAGCCAAGCCCCACCAAGCGCCCUCCUGAACCAGCCGUCGCCGCCAACAGCAGCAGUGCUGGCAUCACCCCGGGUGAGGCGGCAGCCAUCGCCUCCACGGCCAUCAUGGUCCCCUGUGGCCUGGUUUUCAUUGUCUUUGCCGUUCACUUCUACCGUUCGCUCGUCAGCCAUAAGACAGACCGGCAGUUCCAGGAGCUCAACGAGCUGGCCGAGUUUGCCCGCUUGCAGGACCAGCUGGACCACAGAGGGGACCACUCCCUGACACCUGGCACCCAUUAUGCCUGAGUCCUCAGCUUCCUACUGGCCCUGUGGAGCUUUCGCCUUAUGCCCUUCCCCAUGACCUUGUCUGGAGGACAGCCUGUGCAGGCAACUGGGCUUUACGGGGCAGAGUGUGGAAGGAAGAUGUUUAAAAAAAACGAAAUCACUGCACUUUGAGACUUUCUUCAGUGAGAAUAAGCACUCCCUGUUCUUCCAGCUCUGGGUCCCCCUCCUGGUAGGAUGUGGGGUGUGUGGGACAGAUGCGCUCUUUGUCCUUUCUCCUCCCCCACGCCAGUGCCACCCGGAUGCUUCCUGUCCUGUCCUCCUCAGCCUCCUUCCCAGUCCAUGGGGUGUGUGUGUGUGUGUGUGUGUGUGUGUGUGUGUGUGUGUGUGUGUGUGUGUGUGUGUGUAUAAGUAAUGCAUAAAAUACACUCACAAGGGACACUGCUUCUUCCUGUCUAUGUUUGUGGGGUCUGGACUGCCUGAUAGGAUGUCCCAGUCAGGUGAGCCACAAUACAGUCUUUUUAAAAAUUGAGAGACAGGGGAUCAGGGACAAAACACUAGCCUGAUACAGCCAAAACCUUGGACUCAGUCCACCAACUCUACAAAAACUGUGUUGCUGGGCAUAGAACCCAGGAACUUGACCAGACACUCGCCCUCUGAGCUAUAUUCCAAGACAUGUUUGGAAAUUUUCUUCUCAAAAGAAGCCUUCACAGACUGUAGUUAAACUGUGUACCCAUUUGUUUCUUUUGGAGGUAGUUAUAAAGUCACCAGAAACCUGUGUACACAACUGAGCCACUAAUUCUAGGAGAAACUCAAAGUUAGGCUCCUGCUAGCCUCUAGUCACAAUAUUUUUGUUUCAUGAUUAAAAUAUUACAUUGUAUUAGGUGUAAUUGAACAUAAAGAAUAUAUAUUUUGCAGGGUAGGAGAGAUGACCCAGUGGUUAAGAACGGUUGGCUAUUCUUCCAGAAGACCUAGGUGUGCAGUUCCAGGAGAUCAGCAGCCUCUUUUGGCCUUUAUGGGGACUUGUCACACAUGGAGUUCAGAGACAUACAGGCAAGGCAAAACACUCACACACAAAACAUUCUAAGACCUGGGUGGUGGUGGUGCACACCUUUAAUCCCAGUGCUCUGGAAUCAGAAGCAGGUGGAUCUCUGUCAGAGGCCAGCCUGGUUUACAGAUUGAGUUCCAGGACAGCUAAGGCUACACAAAGGAAUCCUGUUUCAGAAAAAAAAAAAGGUUUCAUGUAGCUCAGUCUUGCUAUGUAGUGGAGAAUUUUGAACAGCUGAUACAUACGCCUCUGUCUCCCCGAGUUCUGGGAUGACAGGUACACUGCUAUACCAGGUGUUUUGCAGAGCUGGGGAACAAAGAAAUCCAGAGCCCUCCUCCCCCCUCCCCAAUGCCGAACAGGCUCUCUAGGAACUGAGUGACAUCCCUACACCAAUAUUAACAUUUUUUUAAUGUGCAUGCCUUUGAUGGCCAGAAGAGGGCAUCACAUCACCUGGGAACUGAACUUACAGGCAGUUGUGAACCACAGUGUAGGUGCUGGGAACAAACAUGGAUGUUCUGUGAGAAUUGUUUCAUCACUGAGCCAUCUGUCCAGCCCAGAUACUUUUUUUUUUUUUAAGUGCUCAGACCUGUGGUUUUACAGGAUGCCUUGUUAGUUUAGCUUCUCUUGAUAUUGUUUCAUGGUUGUAAUCAGAUUGUGCAUGUUGACAAGAAUAGUCUGGGAUUGUGUCAGUCAGUCUGAAACAACAAACCAGGGCUAGCUAGCCAUUAGGUGUGUGGGAUGUCCUAAGUACCGAGUGCUCCUCAUGGGCCCUCAGCAUUCUCAGCAUGGUAGUCUUCCCUAUGCAGGAAACAAAACCUAUGCUCAAGAAAGUUAAUGUAGCACGCCUUUGUGUCACGUGACCAGGUAGGUAGUGGGGCAAAAGGGGGCAACUUAGAGCAUUUAUCUCAGCUAGUGGUCACAGAGAUGUCAGUCAUCUUGAUGGAGAGGGUAUCAGGGGCAUCAGUGUGUGUCACAGCAGCCAAGCAUCAAGGGGACCUAGGAAGUGACCACAGCAAGAUACAGUCCCUGAGGAUGCUCACCCAGUGACCUUCCUGUCAAACACCACCUCCCAUGUCUCACCACCUCCCAAUAAUGCUGUGGAGGAAUGACUCCCUGCCAUUGAUUAGGUCAGAGGCCUUCUGAGCUAAUCGUCUUUGGACAUGCUUGCACAGUCCCCGAGGUGCUUUCCUAAUCCCCUGGGCUCUUCCUAAUCCAGUCAAAUUGACAGUGAAGAUUAACUAUCUAUCACAAGUAACUUGCCAGGCCUCAAACCCUGAAGAUGGCUCAGAGCUCAGGGACUCGAAAGAAUCUUACCCAGGCAAGUUCUGGCAUUGCUUGAAGAAUGGGAAGGCCCAGGGGGCCCUGGGCCCACCUUGCAGAGCUACAAUGAGCAGGUACUGAGCUUUAGCCACCACUACCCAGGACCUAUCUUUGCCACAGUCCCCACCAGUCCCUCUUGUUGGUUUCACACUAGGCCACUUAGUAUUGCUUCCCUUGGAUGUCAGAUGGUUCAGCAGGAAAAGGAGCUGCCCCAAGUUUGACCACCUACGUACAUUCCCCAGAGCCUGCAUGGUGGGAGGAGAGAGAAUCAGUCCUAGUUGUCCCCCGACCUCCACACAUGGCAACGUGGAACUUGGACACAGUCAUACACAAUAAAUGCCGUUUUUAAGACGUUGCUUACCUGACUCCCCCAGGCCCUGAGUUUGAGAGGUCUGUCCCGGAACUGCAAUGUACAAAGUGGUUUUGCUUGCCCUCUUUCUAAUGGUGCUGAGCCUCACACCUAGGGCGUUGUGCGUGAUAACCAGGCGUCCUUCCGCUGUGCUGUGUCACUGGACCCUAUAAAGUAGUUUGGGAGCCUAAUGUCUGUCCCACUCCUAUCACGUUGCAUCUGCCCUGCAUCUCAGCAUCUUAUGCACCAGGACCAUCCACAAGAUACCAGGCACAACUGGGGAGGGUCCCCAGUGCUACCUCUGCUCCCCAGAGAAGCCUGGAUAUCACUCCCGUAUUAAGUCACCUUCCUGCUUCUGCAGAAACACAGGAUCCUGCUGGAAUUACUCCUGGACGAUGACUGAAGUCUAAUGUUUUGUUUCCUGAAUGUGUAUGGAUUAAGAAUCACCAAACUGGCUGGGCGAUGGUGGCAUACGCCUUUAGUCCCAGCACUCAGGAGGCAGAGGCAGGCAGAUCUCUGUGAGUUUGAGACCAGCCUGGUCUACAAGAGCUAGUUCCAGGACAGCCUCCAAAACCACAGAGAAACCCUGCCUCAAAAAACUCAAAAAAUAAAUAAUUAAUUAAAAAAGAAUCACCAGGCUGGCUUGUAGAAUACAGAUCCCCAAACAUCACCAUCCCCUAUGAGCUGAUUCAGGUUGGCAGGUUGGUCUGGGUAUGUUUCUGGAAUCUUUCUAACAAGUAUCCAGACAUCUUGAGUACUCCUUAAGGACCUAGGCUCAGAGUUGAGAUGUAGCCCAUUGGUAAAGCAUUUGCUUAGCCUACAGCAGGCUUUGUGUUCCAUCCAGCACCAACGGAGACGAGUAAAUAAAAACACAGUUUCUCUGC
This is a messenger RNA of Mesocricetus auratus (golden hamster), 4719 nucleotides long. RefSeq names its product ORAI calcium release-activated calcium modulator 1 (gene Orai1). NCBI's taxonomy places the organism in Eukaryota, Metazoa, Chordata, Mammalia, Rodentia, Cricetidae. Gene Ontology annotation, cellular component: membrane. The record is from RefSeq and is a predicted model, not a curated record. Bases 234 to 1142 code for a protein of 302 amino acids. Gene Ontology annotation, molecular function: store-operated calcium channel activity. The transcript is spliced from 2 exons. Gene Ontology annotation, biological process: store-operated calcium entry.